Vicugna pacos (alpaca) is the source of this 2329-nucleotide messenger RNA. It is a transcript of the gene SLC44A4, whose product is annotated as solute carrier family 44 member 4. Gene Ontology annotation, cellular component: plasma membrane. The record is from RefSeq and is a predicted model, not a curated record. Gene Ontology annotation, molecular function: thiamine pyrophosphate transmembrane transporter activity. NCBI's taxonomy places the organism in Eukaryota, Metazoa, Chordata, Mammalia, Artiodactyla, Camelidae. Gene Ontology annotation, biological process: choline transport; thiamine pyrophosphate transmembrane transport.
CUGUGACGUGUGGGUGGGCGGGGCAGGUAGCAGGUGAGCGGCCAGGUCUCCCAGGCUCCAAUCACUCCAGAGACUGAGCCAUGGGGGGAAAACAGGACCAGGACGAGAACUACGGAAAACCAGCCAAAUAUGACCCCUCCUUUCGAGGUCCCAUCAAGAACAGGAGCUGCACAGAUAUCAUCUGCUUUGUCCUCUUCUUUGUCUUCAUUCUGGGUUACAUCGCGGUGGGACUUGUGGCCUGGGUGUAUGGAGACCCCCAGCAAGUCCUCUACCCCAGGAACUCUACUGGGGCAUACUGUGGGGUUGGGCAAAACAAAGAUAAACCAUAUCUCCUGUACUUCAACAUAUUCAGCUGCGUCCUAACCACCAACAUCAUCGCGGUCGCCAAGAAUGGUCUGGAAUGCCCCACACCCCAGGUGUGUGUGUCCUCCUGUCCAGUGGUCCCAUGGACCGUGGAGCCGGAGCAGCUCUCGCAGACGGUUGAGAAGGUCUUCUAUGCUGCAAAUAGGAGCUUUUGUCUGCCAGGGGUGUCUGGGGAUAUGGAAGUGCUUGAAAGCCUGCAACUAGAGCUCUGCCCCAGUUUCCUCCUCCCUUCCACUCCAGCUCUAGGGCGUUGUUUCCCAUGGUCCAAUAGCACUGUGCCCGAGCUCACAGGGAUCUCCAACACAUCCAUCUCCCAGGGCAUCAGUGGUCUUCUUGAUGGCCUCAAUGGCCGUGACAUCAGUGUCAAGAUCUUUGAAGACUUUGCCCAAUCCUGGUAUUGGAUUCUUGUUGCCCUAGGCGUGGCUCUGGUCCUGAGCCUGCUGUUUAUCCUGCUUCUGCGCCUGGUGGCCGGGCCCCUGGUGUUUGUGCUGAUCGUAGGGGUGCUGGGCGUGCUGGCCUAUGGUAUAUACCACUGCUGGAAAGAAUACAGCGUGCUGCGGGACCAGGGUGCCUCCAUCUCCCAGCUGGGCAUCACCACCAACCUCAGCGCCUACGGCAAAGUUCAGGAGACCUGGCUGGCAGCCUUGAUCGUGCUGGCCGUGCUGGAAGGCAUUCUGCUGCUGAUGCUCAUCUUCCUGCGGCAGCGGAUUCGUAUCGCCAUCUCCCUCCUGGAGGAGGCUAGCAAGGCUGUAGGACAGAUGAUGUCUACCAUGUUCUACCCGCUGGUCACCUUUGUCCUCCUGCUCAUCUGCAUUGCCUACUGGGCCAUGACUGCUCUGUACCUGGCCACAUCGGGACAACCUCAGUAUGUGUUCUGGGCACCCAACGCCACCUUGCCGGGCUGUGAGAAAGCGCUGAUGAAUACAUCAUGUGAUCCCUUGGCCCAGACCCCGAACACCUCGUGCCCAGGGCUGAUGUGCGUCUUCCAGGGCUACUUGUCCAAAGGCCUGGUACAACGUUCUCUCUUCAACUUGCAAAUCUAUGGGGUCCUGGGGCUCUUCUGGACCAUCAACUGGGUAUUGGCCUUCGGCCAGUGUGUCCUGGCUGGGGCCUUUGCCUCCUUCUACUGGGCCUUCCACAAGCCUCGGGACAUCCCUACCUUUCCCCUGAGUGCUGCCUUCAUCCGCACACUCCGUUACCACACCGGGUCACUAGCCUUCGGAGCCCUCAUCCUGACCCUGGUGCAGAUAGCCCGAGUCAUCCUGGAGUACAUUGACCACAAACUGAGAGGAGCCCAGAACCCCAUGGCCCGCUGUAUCUUGUGCUGCUUCAAGUGCUGCCUCUGGUGUUUGGAAAAGUUUAUCAAGUUCCUGAACCGCAAUGCAUACAUCAUGAUUGCCAUCUAUGGGAAGAAUUUCUGUGUCUCAGCCAAAAACGCCUUCAUGCUGCUCAUGCGGAACAUUAUCAGGGUGGUCGUCUUGGACAAAGUCACAGACCUGCUGCUGUUCUUUGGGAAGCUACUCGUGGUUGGAGGUGUAGGGGUCCUGUCCUUCUUUUUUUUCACUGGUCGCAUCCAGGGACUGGGUAAACACUUUGAGAAUCCCCACCUCAACUAUUACUGGCUGCCUAUCAUGACCUCCAUCAUGGGGGCCUAUGUCAUCGCCAGCGGCUUCUUCAGCGUUUUUGGCAUGUGUGUGGAUACUCUCUUCCUCUGUUUCUUGGAAGACCUGGAGCGGAACGAUGGCUCCAUGGACCGCCCCUACUACAUGUCCAAGAGCCUUCUGAAGAUUCUGGGCAAGAAGAACGCGGCGCCCCAGGGAGACAAGAAGAGGAAGAAAUGAAAGACGCAGCCUGAUCCGGGACUGCACCCCGCCUAUUCAGCUUCCCAGCCCCACCUCACCUUCCAGAUCUCGAUUAUGUAGUAAAAAGAUUUUAUUAAAAGAUUGAUAUUUUCCUUUCUCAAAAA